Messenger RNA from Mytilus trossulus (common blue mussel), 893 nucleotides. RefSeq names its product caspase-8-like. Lineage: Eukaryota; Metazoa; Mollusca; Bivalvia; Mytilida; Mytilidae. The record is from RefSeq and is a predicted model, not a curated record. The transcript has 4 exons. Gene Ontology annotation, biological process: proteolysis. Bases 36 to 722 code for a protein of 228 amino acids. Gene Ontology annotation, molecular function: cysteine-type endopeptidase activity.
UCAUAAUAAACAACAAGCAUUUCAAAAAAAUCGGAAUGGAUCGAUCUAGGAAAAAGCUGUCAGACAGGAUUGGUUCAGACAAAGAUGCAGAUAUACUGGUUAACACUUGGAAGAACUUGGGUUUUAAAGUAAGUAGGUAUGAUGACUUAACAUCUGCACAUAUGAUUGAGAUUUUGGAGGAUGCCGCUAAAAAAGACCACUCAAAGUAUGACUGCCUUGUUGUGUGCAUAUUGAGCCAUGGAGUAUUGGGCCAUGUAUAUGGGUCUGAUGGAUUAAGCGUUGAAAUCAAUCAUUUAAAAGGAUUUUUUUCUGGAAGCAGAUCGUUGGUAGGAAAGCCUAAAUUGUUUUUUGUGCAGGCAUGUCAGGGGAAAAAAAACCAAAAAGGGCAUGCCAUUGAAACAAAUGCUGGAGUAAGUAUGAAGAAAAUUUCUCAAGAAAGACAGGAUUUAGAUGUUGACGGACCGACGGAGGUAAUUCCUGAUGAAGCGGAUUUCUUGUUAGCACAUGCUACAGCUCCUGGUUAUGUUUCCUAUAGAAAAGAAUCAGGGAGCUCUUAUAUUAGAAUACUUACAAAUAACCUGGAUCAAUUCGCUGAUAAGCUUGACUUGCUGACCAUAUUAACUAAAGUGAAUAAGGAGGUUGGACAAAUUGAAUUUAAAGGAGGAAACAAACAGAUUUCUGCACCUAUGUACACACUACGGAAAAAAGUCUUGUUCUACUAAAUGUAAUAGUCAUGUUGGCAAUCGUUACAAACUUAGUUCAAAAGGUGGUUCAAUUGAAAACAUAUUUCCUCAAUUAGAAUUUUCUCAUACUAUACCAAAAUGAAUAUUUUUCUAUGCUUUUUUGAAGACAUGUGAUUAUGUUGUAAGUAAAACAUAUCAGAAAUCAACACA